AUGUCGCCUCCUCCUGCUCCAACGUACAUCCGAUCUCUUCUUGGUAUCCCAGACACGGUUCCAAGCGUGACGGAUAGCGUGCUGAUCAUUAUUGAUGCGCAGAAUGAAUAUGCGAAUGGUCUGUUACAAGUCGCGGAUGUCGACUCUUCUCGAAAGGUCAUACACAAGCUCCUCCAAAAGUACCGAGACGCCAAGGCACAUGUUGUGCACGUAGUACAUGACGCUCCAGCAGGAGCACCAAUCUUUACUCCCAACACGCCGCUUGCAGAAAUUAUCGAUGAAUUGCAGCCACUGUCCGACGAACCGGUCGUUCAUAAGGUCCACGCGACUGCUUUCACAGGCACAACGCUGCAGAACGUUCUGAGCGAGUUGGGCGCAAAGAAUCUCGUCCUGACCGGUUACAUGGCACACAACUGCAUCUCGGCAACCGCCAGAGCCGGCGCAGAGCUGGGCUACAAUGUCUACGUUGUCAGAGACGCCGUCGGUGACAGACAUCUUCCAGGAAUUGAUGCCGAGUUGCUGGUCAAGGUGUCCCUGGCAGAGCUGGCUGAUGUGGUUGCAACGAUUGUCGAGUCGAAAGAUAUUUGA
Molecule: messenger RNA, 588 nt
Organism: Exophiala spinifera
Lineage: Eukaryota; Fungi; Ascomycota; Eurotiomycetes; Chaetothyriales; Herpotrichiellaceae
Exons: 6
Coding region: 1-588 (195 amino acids)
Source: RefSeq, a predicted model, not a curated record